AUGUCUAUUGCUAAGAAAAGGUUAGCACAAGAAAGGGCUGAGUGGAGAAAAGAUCACCCUGCCGGAUUCUCAGCAAAAUAUAGUCCCAUGAGUGAUGGCAAGGGUUUAGAUAUAAUGAAAUGGAUUUGUAAAAUACCAGGAAAAAAGGGAGGUUUAUGGGAAGGUGGUGAAUAUCCUUUAACUAUGGAAUUUACAGAAGACUAUCCUAGUAAACCCCCAAAAUGUAAAUUUACUACAGUCUUAUUUCAUCCGAAUAUUUAUCCGUCAGGUACUGUUUGUUUAUCCAUUCUCAAUGAAGAUGAAGAUUGGAAACCUUCCAUAACGAUAAAACAAAUACUUUUAGGAAUACAAGAUUUGUUGGAUAACCCUAACCCUAAUUCGCCUGCUCAGGCAGAGCCUUUCCUUUUAUAUCAACAAGACAGAGAUUCUUAUGAAAAGAAAGUUAAAAAACAAGCCUUAGAAUUUAGACCAAAGGAUUAA
This is a messenger RNA of Plasmodium adleri (nom. inval.), 480 nucleotides long. RefSeq names its product SUMO-conjugating enzyme UBC9. The transcript is spliced from 4 exons. Gene Ontology annotation, molecular function: SUMO conjugating enzyme activity. Gene Ontology annotation, biological process: protein sumoylation. Bases 1 to 480 code for a protein of 159 amino acids. NCBI's taxonomy places the organism in Eukaryota, Apicomplexa, Aconoidasida, Haemosporida, Plasmodiidae. Gene Ontology annotation, cellular component: nucleus. The record is from RefSeq and is a predicted model, not a curated record.